Molecule: messenger RNA, 1734 nt
Organism: Hemisphaericaspora subhashii
Lineage: Eukaryota; Fungi; Ascomycota; Pichiomycetes; Serinales; Debaryomycetaceae
Gene: HGT14
Product: Hgt14p
Exons: 1
Coding region: 1-1734 (577 amino acids)
Biological process (GO): transmembrane transport; carbohydrate transport
Cellular component (GO): membrane
Molecular function (GO): carbohydrate:proton symporter activity
Source: RefSeq, a predicted model, not a curated record
AUGAGUAUAGCAAAAGAUACAUUAUCGGUUUCUACAAGGGAAAAUGUAUCAAUGUCGACCAUCGACUCCCCAAAACAACAACAACCAAAGAAGAAAUGGUUCAAGUUCAGGAAUUUAUUUGAAAAGGAUGAAGAUAGACCAACACCACCACAAGUCUAUAACUACCGAGUCUAUAUGACGGCCAUCAUGGCUUCCGCAGCAGCAAUUAUUAUUGGUUAUGAUGGAGGUUUCAUUGGUGGUACUGUCGCCUUAGAUUCAUUUCUAGAAGCGUUCAAUUUAGAUAGCUCACCUCAUUCCCAGGCCAUUAUUGCCAAUAUUAUUUCAGUUUUCCAUGUCGGAUGUUUCUUCGGUGCUUUGAUUUCCUAUCCAUUCUCAUUCUACCUUGGUAGGCGUAUUCCAUUGAUCAUUGCUGCAGUAUUGCUUACUGUUGGUUCCGCUGUUAUGUUGGCUGCUUCAAGCUCUGUUGGUUUGGCACCUAUUUAUGUUGGUAGAGUUCUUGCUGGUCUUGGUGUCGGGUUCUCGACAAAUUUGACCGUUGUCUAUAUCUCCGAAGUUGCACCACCUGCUAUCAGAGGUCAAUUAACAAGUAGUUAUGAAAUCGGGUGGAGAAUUGGUGACUUAGUUGGAUUUUGGAUUAAUUAUGCGGUUGAUUCUCAUAUUGCUCCAGGUAAGAAGCAAUGGUUUAUUCCAUUCGCCAUUCAAAUGAUUCCAAGUGGACUUUUCCUUUUAGGUGGUAUUUUCAUGAAAGAAUCUCCAAGAUGGUUGUUCCAAGUUGGAAGAUACGAUGAAGCAAUUAAGAAUUUAACUUGGUUUAGGCAAUUGCCUGAAGAUGAUGAAUACAUUAUUUAUGAAGUUAAUCAAGUCAAAGAAUCUAUUGAAUCACAAAAGAUUAAUGUUGGAUUAGGUAUCAUGGAUCCAUUUUAUGAAGUUUUCUGGAACAACAAGAAAGUCUUGUACCGUUUACUUAUUACCAUGCUGUUGUUUCUUUUCCAAAAUUUCUUAGGUAUUCAAUCGAUCAACUAUUAUUCUCCAGUUAUUUUCAAAAGUUUAGGUGUUCAAGGUACCAGUAAUGCCUUAUUUUCUACUGGUUUAUUCGGUAUUGUUAAGUUUGUCUGUACAUUUGUCUACAUUAUUUUCAUUGUUGACACCAUUGGUAGAAGAAAAGCAUUUUUGGCUUCCUCAACUGUGUGUUCAAUUUGUUUCUGGUAUAUUGGAGCCUAUUUAAAAUUGGUAGACCCAACUCAACCGGGACAUCUGGCUGGUCCAGGUGGUAAAGCUGCAAUUGGUAUGAUGUAUAUUUGGAUUGCAUCCUUUAUCUUGGCAUGGUCAGGUGGUCCAUUCGUUGUUGGUAGUGAAGUCUUUGAUCAAAAUAUUAGAUCAUUCGUUCAAGCCAUUAAUGCGGCUGUUUCUUGGGUUCCAAUUUUUAUUAUGUCUCGUUUCACCUCCAAUAUGAUUGAUGCUAUGAAAUAUGGUAUCUAUUUCUUCUUUGCUAGUUUGGCUAUUAUUUCAAUACCAUUUGUGUAUUUCUUCUUGCCAGAAACAAAAGGUAUUGCUUUGGAAGAUAUGGAUAAAUUGUUUGACAGAAACUUACCAGCAAGACAUGCACAUAGUGUCGUUUUGGCAAAUGCUAGACAUGAAACCGAUCAAGCAUUCCAUGAAAAUCACCAAUUAUUUGAAGGUGAAAUUGACAAGCCUCAAACUCAGGUAGUUGAGAAUUCAAGUAAAUUAAUUUAA